Messenger RNA from Chara braunii, 855 nucleotides. The record is from the annotation of a GenBank genome assembly. Lineage: Eukaryota; Viridiplantae; Streptophyta; Charophyceae; Charales; Characeae.
CUUAGCUAAGCUGGAGGAAAAGCGGAGGUACGAGAACGAGAGAGAUGAGCGACAGCUGAAAUUGGUUUUUGCGGAGGUACGGCGUGAACAACCGAGAGAAGUGCAGGAUCCCAGCUUGAAGAUGAAGCAACCGGUGGCGGUUGACGAGCGUAGUGAAACAAAAGCAGAGGAGAAAGAGAGAUUGAAACGAGAGAUAGCACUAGCAGAGACAAAAGAGGAGGAUGAAGAGCUGCAGCGAUUAAGGAAACGUGCUGCUAGUUUGAGGAUCACCGAGAAGAGAAAACGAGGACCCGAGGCGUCGAUCGGGAAUAGUCCUCCCAUGGUGACUCCUUCGAAGGGCCAGCGAUUGUCUACCGAGGCAAAGCAGCGCAUCGAGGAGAUCCGCUAUAGUCAAUCCGGGAAGUUGGACUCAUCAUCGCUGCUGGAACAAGUGCGUAAAUUGUCACUAUCCAUGAAGCACGUGACAGCAGGAUGCGGACCCGGAGCCCGCGAGCAAUAUGAAGCUGAUUGCCUCGAGCUUUUCGAGGCUCUAACCGUCGACGAGCUAAAAGAGGCAUGUAAGAAAGAGAAGAUCGGAUAUGGCAAGAGGGAGGUAGCAAUCAAGCGUUUGGUAACGAGACGCGUUCUGCAGGCAUAUGACCCAAUCAAUGUGCCCUUACCGGUGACGCCUAGCGGGGCGAAAAGGAGCACGAAGACAGGCCAGAAGCCUGGUUCGAAGGCAUUACCUGCAUCGGAUAUCAGUGAUGACGAAGAUGAGGAUAGUGAGUCGGAGUGAAGAUGGAGUCCGUUAAAAUCCGAAAGGAAGUGCAAGAUCUGCAGGAGUCUCGCCUCCGAGACGAUGGUAAAAAUUUAGAG